Molecule: messenger RNA, 1462 nt
Organism: Melanotaenia boesemani (Boeseman's rainbowfish)
Lineage: Eukaryota; Metazoa; Chordata; Actinopteri; Atheriniformes; Melanotaeniidae
Gene: tmem11
Product: transmembrane protein 11
Exons: 2
Coding region: 60-623 (187 amino acids)
Biological process (GO): inner mitochondrial membrane organization
Cellular component (GO): mitochondrial inner membrane
Source: RefSeq, a predicted model, not a curated record
AAUGUCCAGCAUGCUGAGUCCUCUUUUACGUCAACCGAAAUCACAGUUGUUUCUCCAACAUGGCGUCGCUGGGAAGGAGGCGCGGUGUCCCAGUAAGCAGGGAGAGGGGAGUGAUGGCGGCGUCAGACUGCUACAUUGUACAUGAAAUUUACAAUGGGGAGAAUGCGCAGGACCAGUUUGAGUAUGAGCUGGAGCAGGCACUGGAGGCCCAGUAUAAAUACAUUGUUAUUGAGCCCACACGGAUCGGCGAUGAGACGGCCCGUUGGAUUACAGUGGGAAAUUGCCUGCACAAGACGGCUGUGUUGUCAGGCGCAGCGUGCCUCCUGACACCGCUUUCUCUGCCCGCUGAAUAUUCGCGUUAUGUUGCGCUGCCCGCUGGUGCCCUCAGUGUGGCUUGUGCUGCCCUCUACGGGAUUUCGUGGCAGUUUGACCCCUGCUGCAAGUAUCAGGUGGAAUAUGACAGCCAAAAACUCUCGCGGCUGCCCCUGCAUACACUAACCUCCUCGACACCAGUGGUAUUGGUACGCAGGGAUGACAUCCACAGAAAGAGACUCCAUAAUACGAUAGCACUGGCUGCCCUGGCGUAUUGCGUCAAGAAGAUCUAUGAACUUUAUGCGGUAUGAAUGCACUCUGAAGAGGAUUUAAGAAACAACAUUUAAAAAAAAAAAGGAGAAAAAAAAAACAAAACAAAAAAACCCAGAACCUACCUUCCCCCCCCCGGUGUAAGAAAUAUGGAGGUGACGAUCACGUCCAGCGGUUAGCUCCACAUGUGAUGGGUGCUUCCAUUUUGAACUUUGAUCAGAGGGAUAUAGUUAAAACUAGAAGGAAUAAUUUUUUUUCCCUUACAUUUCCUUUACUUCUAUGUGACAACAGCACACUUUUCCCCAUAGUACUCUUGCGUCUCCCACCCUGUGCUCUCCAUCUGGAUCCCUGACACAACAAGCAAGUGCGAAAGGGUAUGGCAGCAGCUUCUGUGGACUGAAUUCUAUUGAAGUUGAAAUGGGACAGACAUGUUUUGUGUACCACGCUCCUUCCCCAUUCCCUCGUAGUUUUACUGUAACCCUUUCAUGCUGAUCAGUACGUCACCAUUUCAUUAAACAUUAGGAUAUUUCAAACUCACCUUUCUGUAUUUUUAUUUUACUUUUUCAUUAAAUGGAUUGUACACAAUGUCCAGAGAAGAGCAAAUACCUCCAAAUUAUGUUAGAUUUUGUCUUGUUUAAGUAAACUGUGGUUUUAAUGAGAUAUGACACAUUUAUAUGGCUACCUGUUUAUUUUAAUAUUAAGACAAAGCCAAAGAAGGCUACAGAUAAUACAAGUCAAAGAAAUUGCCUCAUUCCCUGAUCAAUUUGCUUUUUUCACUGGUGGGACGUACUAGAUGAGGAAAACAAAUGUAAACAAUAAAUAAAGUAUGUGUUGUGAUAUAACUAGAGACUUACAACUGGAUAAUAAAGUAUAAUCAGGA